CCGCUUGCUUUCCGUAAAACCGUGUCAGUGAUAUUUGAAAUGUCACUUUUAUCUCCAACCGCAGUUCGGUUUUCCCCGCUAGGAACACGUGACUUUAAAAACCUUCUGUCUCAUAUGCGAGUCAGUGUAUGCUGCGCUCUCUCUCUCUCUCUCUCUCUAUAUAUAUAUAUAUUUCUGAUCACACCCUCUUCUCUUCACUCAAAAUCUCUCUAAAUUCUUGUCUGCAUUUUAACCUAAAUCUCUCUCUCUCUCUCUCUCUCAUUCCAACCAUGGUUUUCUCUCUCCUUCUGUCUGUGAUAACUUUAGGGUCUUUGAUCUUAUCUCUGUUAUCUUCGUUAUCGUUGUUUUUCAAUAAACUACAUCUUAAAAUCAGAAAAUUUGCGCUGUAUUCUUGUCCAAGCAUUGGCUGCCUCAUUGCUUUCUACAAGAAUCGCCGCCGCUUGUUGGAUUGGUACACUGAGCUGUUAUCGCAGUCGGAGACGCAGACGAUCGUCGUGCACCGCCUCGGUGCUCCAAGAACGAUCGUCACAGCAAAUCCGGACAACGUUGAGUAUAUUUUGAAAACCAAUUUCGCCAACUUUCCGAAGGGAAAACCCUUUACUGAAUUGCUGGGGGAUUUUCUGGGCCUAGGGAUUUUCAACGUUGAUGGUGAGAAGUGGAGCAUCCAGCGCAAGUUAGCCAGCCACGAGUUCAGUGCCAAGUCUUUGAGGGAAUUCGUGGUCAAAGUUCUUGAAGAUGAAGUGGAGAGUAGAUUGAUUCCCAUUCUUGAUGAUGCUGCGGAAAAUGACAGGAUCAUAGACAUGCAGGAGGUGUUGAGGAGAUUUGCUUUUGAUACUAUUUGCAAGGUCUCACUUGGGAUGGACCCUCUGUGUUUGGACCUUGCCCGGCCUCCCCCGCCUCUCGCUUCCGCAUUCGACGCCGCUUCCGCUAUCUCUGCCAUGCGCGGGACGGCACCGGUCUUUGCUGUGUGGAAACUGAAGAGAACUUUGAAUGUGGGCUUGGAGAAAGAGCUGAAAGAGGCUGUGAAGCUUGUUCAUGGCUGCGUUGAUGAGAUGAUUAGGUCCAAGAAAGGAACGAUGGGUGGGAAUAGCGGCGGCGAUCUUCUGUCGAGGUUCUUGGAAUCUGGGCUUGAUGAUGAGAUGGUGAGGGAUAUGGUGAUAAGUUUUCUGAUGGCGGGAAGGGACACCACCUCGGCAGCCGUGACGUGGUUGUUCUGGCUGCUGACGGGCCACCGGGGAAUUGAAAAACAGGUGGUGGACGAGAUUACAUCUAUGAAGAAUGGCGGGGAACAACUGGGCUUCGAUGAUCUGAAAGGAUUGAACUUUAUCAAGGCUUGUUUGUGUGAUGACAUGAGGCUUUAUCCGCCGGUGGUGUGGGACUCCAAGCAUGCGGUGAAAGACGACGUUUUGCCGGACGGAACACCGGUUUACAGAGGAAACCGGGUCACGUAUUUUCAAUACGGAAUGGGAAGGAUGGAGGAGGUGUGGGGUAAGGACCGGCUGGAGUUUAGACCAGAGCGUUGGCUGGACGAGAGUGGAAUGGUGAAAAUGGUGAGCCCGUACAAAUUUGCAGUGUUUCAGGCCGGUCCAAGAGUGUGCCUUGGGAAAGAAAUGGCUUUCAUCCAAAUGAAAUAUGUGGUGGCAUCGGUUCUGCGCCGGUUUGAACUCCACCCAGUUCGAUCAGAGCCACCGGUUUUCGUUCCUCUGCUCACCGCUUAUAUGGGCGGUGGGUUCAAUGUUAGGGUUCAGCGGAGAGGGCAGCAGUGAAGAAAGUGAUGUAUGGUUAGGUUCAAUUGAUCCGUUGUGGAUUUUGUUCUUGUUUCUUUUUUUUUUUCUUUAUAUUUUUCUUUUAUUUUUUGAUUGACUUAUUAUUGCUCUAUAACGAAUUAAAAAAAAUAGU
Messenger RNA from Sesamum indicum (sesame), 1899 nucleotides. Its product is annotated as cytochrome P450 94B3. NCBI's taxonomy places the organism in Eukaryota, Viridiplantae, Streptophyta, Magnoliopsida, Lamiales, Pedaliaceae. The record is from RefSeq and is a predicted model, not a curated record. Gene Ontology annotation, molecular function: heme binding; monooxygenase activity; iron ion binding.